AUGAAAUGUGGUAGGAAAGAACCAAAACACAGCAAAAAGAAGAAUAUCACAAGGGACGAGGACUCGGGCGGCAAGACGGGACUACCAGAGGACAGAACUCCAAGCGAGCCUGUUGAUGGGGAACACGACGAACAAGGCCCCGAUGCUCUGGAGGAACGUUGGCCGAACUUAUGUGCACCGCCGUCAUAUGAAAGUCGGGAUGUGAGAGUUCAAGAACAAGGUGGACUUCAAGCUGGGGAGCGCUUCCGGAAGCAAUGGUUCGAUACGCACACGCCCUCGCUUCGAGCGCUGCAGAUAAUCUCAAUUGAUCGUUCUGUUGAGGCUGCUUUAGCCUACGUAGUAAACCAGAAGCCUACCGGCGCAGUUUCGAACCCCGGGAACUAUUAUUCUCACCUUGACCAAAUAGCUGGCAACACGUCGCAAGAGUAUUCAAGGGUGACACCUACCAUAUUUCUACUGUGCUUGCUUGGCUUUCGCUCGAAUCUGUGCCUUACUCACCAUAUACAAGCUUCAGCGGACGUAGAAAAUGACAAUAGGCUAGGAUUCCUCGUCCUCUUGUAG
Cantharellus anzutake is the source of this 561-nucleotide messenger RNA. RefSeq lists its product as uncharacterized. The transcript is spliced from 2 exons. The record is from RefSeq and is a predicted model, not a curated record. The coding region runs from base 1 to 561 and encodes 186 amino acids. NCBI's taxonomy places the organism in Eukaryota, Fungi, Basidiomycota, Agaricomycetes, Cantharellales, Hydnaceae.